UAGAGGUUCUCAGUCAAAAACAUGGCUGCCGAGAGGGAAGUAGAAAUCCGCUCGAUAUUUUGUCGUCUUGAUUUUCCCACCCUCUUAAACUGCAAAGAGGUUGUGUGUGUCUYAUAGCAUGAGGGAGGCAUUCAAGAAUGAGAAAAGCACUACCUCAAGGAGAUACUUACGCGAAAAGCCGAGAAAAACAAGUCAAAUCGUCUGUGUCCCGUAUAUACAGAUCUUCAGUACAGUUGGCACAGAGACUUGACAUAUUAUGCAAAUCGGCUACAGAUUGGAAUGAGUUAUUCCAGGCCGAAACAUUAGGAAUCAGACAAAAAUUAAGAAGCAAUUGUGAGCAUUUAAUGUUUAACGAUCAAAAAGARUAUGGGAGAAAAGCAGAAGAUUUACUAUGGAGAAAAGUGUACUAUGAUGUCAUUCAAUGGCUAAGGCAGCGCAGAAAGGGUUCUGAUGGUGACAUUGAAAUUGAAAGUGCAUAUCGUACCCAUCUAUUGUCUGCCUCAGGGUUUUACUUUCGUUUAUUGCUGAAGUUGCAACAACAUUAUGACAUUAAACUUGAGGGCAUAGUAUCUUGGACAGCAUUGGAAACAGAAGAUUCUUCAGGUGAUUCUGACAAAGAAAUCAAGGACUGGGCGUUGAGAGCAUGUCAGAGAUGUCUAAUAAGUCUUGGUGAUUUAGCACGUUAUCAACAGGAAUUUGAAUAUUUCAACAAGAACAUGAAGYUAGCAGAGAGGUUUUACUUGGAAGCAUAUCAUCUUAACCCUGCUCUAGGUAUGCCACAUAAUCAGCUUGGUACCUUACUAGGUGGACUGUCAUAUGGAUGCGAGGGUGUAUAUCACUACAUGAGAUGCAUGAUGUCCAAGGAGAAAUUUGAAGGAACUGAAGGAAAUCUGAUGAGACUUUUUGAAAAGAAUAGAGUAGUGGUUAUGAGCUUAAAAGAGCUGCCUAUUAAUGCACCGGUUGCUGAGAAAGUGAAAAGAUUUCUUGUGUACUUUGUCUAUCUACAAGAUGUUCUUAACAACCAUGAAAGUUCUGAAAGUUGCAAUGAAGAGAUAGGACAGCUCUGUCAGUCGGUUCUCCAAGACAUGGAUAUAGUUUUGUCCCUAGAGAAAACCACCMCUUUAGCAGAGAAUGGUGAAAAGCAAGAAAGCUCCAUUUCCUUAACCAAUGGUGAACAUGUCAAUGGAAAAGCUACCUCAAGUGAUGAGAGCAAGAGUGGAAAUGUUGAACUGACAGAGCCAUURAUGGUAAAAGUUGCUGGUGCUUUGAUUAUGACACUGAUGAAACUCAAGGCUGAGGGGUCUUCUGAAGCAUCAGUAGCUACAGCAUUCACCUUGGCCUUCUUGUCCCAACUCCUACAACAGUGCAUAUCUUCACUAGAGCAAGAUCCAGCUAACAAGAAGGUAAACUCCACCAAYGCAAAGCUAACAAAUGGCAAGACAAAUCUUGAUCAAAACUUCAUUGACAAAGAACAUGAGCAGCUAAAGAAAGUACGACAGCUCAAAAGAGCUAUCAAGACCCGCCGCAGAAGACAAAAGAGGAGAGACAUGAGUAGUAGCUUGGACAACUGUAGUGCAAGUGAUAGCGAUACAAUAGAAAUGGACAGUGGUGAUGAGAGUGACUUAAGUGAAGGGGGAGUGGAGGAUUUAGAAAGUGAAGAUGAAGAAAGUGAUGAUGUUUAUGUGGAGAGUGAUUCAGAAGAAGAGAGUAGCUUYACUAACAGUUCUUCUCCAAGAUCUCUGUUCUCCAAACAAGAAAAGAAGGAUCCCAAGAAAGAGGUUUUGAAUGGAAACUCUUUGACUGAGGCAGGGAAGUUGUUGACUCAGCAGAUCAUGAGAGACAACUUGAUGUCCAAGAAUGGGGUUGCAUUUGGRAAGGUGACUCAGAUUGAUGCUAGUGAUGUCAGUGAUGUAGAGACUGAAUGUUCUGUCCUGUCAUGGGGAAAGAGAGAGGAGUUUGAAGAACUUGCUGUAGUUAGGAGGUUACUCAAUGAGAAGCUGUUACCAGCRAUUAAGAUCAUGACUGACUGGCUUACUGUCAACCCUGACAUCAUUUCCACUUGUGUUGAGAGUUCCUCCUCUCUUUGGUCCAAGAUGGCAUCUUUGUUGAACUUACUUCCAUCAUCGGAACAACUAAAAAGUACAGCAACUGGAAAAAGCAAUCUGUGGAAGGAAAUUGUUGGACAAGAGAUGGACGAAAACUGGCAACAAACAUAUGCCCUUCCUGAAGAUGUGUGUAUGUAUGGACUUUAUCCACUGAUAGAGAUACAUAGWAAGAUGAACAUGUAUUGGACAAGGCCCCCAAAAGAAGGCAGAUGCUUGGAGACGAUCAUCAGGACUUUGAGUUUGAGGAACUUUGGAUUCAAGCUAUCGAGAAUGAAGGCGUUAAAAUCGUUUUCGUGGRACGAAAGUAACAAGGUAUUUCUUGGUCCAAAUCAGUUGGUAGAGAAAGAGAAGAAAGAAACAGAGCUCUCUCAACAUGAGGCUGCCAGUCGUCGAACACAAGUAAUGAAAACCAUGGCUCACCGCAGAAUGCAGUCUGAAGUAAGCAAGCUGGAGAAGUCAUUGCAAUCAGCUCCAAAAGGAAGUACAGCAUACUUGGUACCAGAUGCCCCAGCAUUGUGUUCUCAGCUCCAUCUCAUUCGUAGGUUGAUAAGCAUGGAAACUUUUGUGAUGAUCAUACCGAUCCAAGUGAUUGCAGCCCUUGACAGUCUUAAGAAGCAUGAUACUGGAGCAAGAGAAUCCAUCAAGUACCUGGAAGGAGAGUUCAAGAAGGGAAACAGGUGGAUCAGAGCUCAGAAGGACAACGAGACGGUUGAGUCAAGCAAGARACGUGGACGAUACGAUGAUGUUGCAGUCUGGAGAUUCAACCAGGUGGUCAACUGCUGUCGUUACUUCGUUAAUCAGACCGGCCAAGGCUUGGUUACGUUGUUGUUGGGGAUCAAUGCCAUGGGGAGUCCGCAGAAAGGCCAGAGAAAGCGAUCUGCGGCUACUGGUACCCAGACCACUCCAGAAGUUGUUGAAUUUGCUCGCAGUUGUGGCGUAAAUGUGGAGUCUCUGAGGGCGUUUUGUGACAAGUACACAAGCACCAGAUCAGUAACUUGAAGCAUGUGGCUAGAAGAUGGUGGGGCUUAUUCCACGUGUGUUAAGAAGAAGAAUACCACAAAGACUGUGGUAACAACAGACCUCCAACGGUCACAAUCAGUUCUAAAGAAAACAGUCUGAUAGGCACUUAAGAGAUUCCACCAGGCAGACUAGAGCCGGGCUAAGCUGUAUUCAGUACUCUAYGCAAAUCAGUUUUCAGACGUAUUUCUAGAACACUACUAUAACAGUCAUGCAAGAAAACAUCUAACACAGGCCAAURAUCUCUUGCCUUUGUGCAUUUGAAGGUUCAAUGGAUCGAAACUACUUUAGUAGAAAUCGUUAAUUUUAUCGAAGAUUUCUAGAGUGGUCCUAUUAUAUACCUUCGUUUGGUUGAACUAYAGGUAACAAAUUACGACAAAGCUAGAUACAACAUAGCCAGACACGGAGUUAAGACGUUACUAGACGCAUUGCGCAGAGCUAGACUAACAAUUAAAGGUUUUCAUGGUUACCAGGGUUUUUUUCUAGUAAAGUUAGGUCGUUAAACGUCGAAAUCAAUCAGGACACUUACCCUUGACAUUGUAUAUUUUAGCUUAGGGGACUUUUGGAGCACCUUCAGGCAGCUUGGUUAUGGUAAAGAUAUCAAAUCCAAUGRCGCUUGACUCAGUUUGCACAUGUCCAAUUUAUCUGUAGAGCAAAGGAUAAAACAUUCUGUAAUUAGGAAUGGAUCUAUUAAAAACUCAAUGUGGUGUACUGAA
Messenger RNA from Actinia tenebrosa (Australian red waratah sea anemone), 3838 nucleotides. RefSeq names its product nonsense-mediated mRNA decay factor SMG5. NCBI's taxonomy places the organism in Eukaryota, Metazoa, Cnidaria, Anthozoa, Actiniaria, Actiniidae. Gene Ontology annotation, biological process: nuclear-transcribed mRNA catabolic process, nonsense-mediated decay. The record is from RefSeq and is a predicted model, not a curated record. Gene Ontology annotation, cellular component: telomerase holoenzyme complex. Gene Ontology annotation, molecular function: telomeric repeat DNA binding; protein binding; telomerase RNA binding.